Fimicolochytrium jonesii is the source of this 1839-nucleotide messenger RNA. RefSeq names its product WD40-repeat-containing domain protein. The annotation marks the transcript as partial. Gene Ontology annotation, molecular function: protein binding. Lineage: Eukaryota; Fungi; Chytridiomycota; Chytridiomycetes; Spizellomycetales; Powellomycetaceae. The record is from RefSeq and is a predicted model, not a curated record. The transcript has 6 exons.
CUCCCCGCCCACCUCGCCACCCUCAUCCUCUCCCACCUCCCGCCUCCAACCCUCCUCCUCUGCACCCUCGUCUCGCGCACCUGGCGCCACGCAUCCCUCCACCCGCUCCUCUGGCAGCAGCAUUGCGUGGAUGAGGGGAUCGGGAUCGGGCCGGGCAGCGAGUACCUGUUGGAGACAUGCGAGGGGGAUCUGGGCCGGUGGUGGUGUGCUGUUUACAGGGACGGGGUGGUGAGACGGCGGAACUGGAGGCAAGGGGUUUAUAGGUUCUGGAGCGUGCCGGUGGUGGAGGUGCGGGACAGCAUUAACUGUUUCUGGUACGACACCGACAAAAUCAUCCUCGGCACCCGCCGCCACAAGCUCCUCCUCAUCACCAUCCCCACCCCCACGCUCUGGUCCGACCUCGCCUCGCUGCCGACCCCAACCCCGCCACCGCCGCACCUCACCUUCCACUCCGCGCACACGGUGCCCAUCAUGUCGCUCGCCCUCCCGCGGCCCACGCACACCUCACAACACCUCCUCGCGAGCGUCGACGGCGGCGGGACCCUGGUCCUGUGGAACGUGUUCACGGGGCAGGAGAUUGCGCGGCUGGCGGGGGCGCACGAGGGCGGGAUCAGCAGCGUGGCGAUCGUGGAGGGCGGGCGGGCGGUCGUGACGGCCGGGUUCGACAGGCUGGUGCGCGUGCACGAGGUGCGGGAGGUGUGUGCGGAUCCCGAGGACGGGUCCGAGGAGAGUUUGGAGGCCGACGGGACCGUGCCGUCGCCGGGGGCGUCGAAUGAGGAUGUGGACGGUGGCGGUGGGGACGGCGUGGAUUCGCAGAGUCGCACGCACUCACUGUCGCGCCGGACGACGCCGGGGCCGCGAAGACGCCGGAGCGCGGAUACCACCACCCCUACCCCCACCACCGAACCCGCGCAGGGUGUAACUCGCAGCGCAACAUUACCGCCCCACCCCGGCCGUCGGCGCCGGAAGUUUGAGCUCGCGACGGUGGGGACGAUGCGCGGGCAUACGGGGGAUGUGUUUUGCAUGGCGGUUGUGGAGGGCGAGGGGAGGGUGGUUACGGGGAGUGUGGAUCAGAGCGUCAAGGUGUGGAACCUCGCGGACAGGACGUUGAUCCGGAGCAUGCGCGGCCACCGCGACUCGGUCACCUGCAUCGCCGUGCAGGACGACUACGCCUUCAGCGGGUCGCUGGACAUGACCAUCCGGCAUUGGGACAUCUCAACCGGCGACUGCAUCCGCACCCUCACCGCCCACACCAAAUGGGUCAAAGCCCUCGCCGUCAACGACGACUACCUCGUCAGCGGCGGGUGGGAUGAGUGCAUCAUCGUAUGGGACUGGGCAAAAGGCACACACCUCCACACGCUAACCAUCGACCACGGCCCGAUCGUGUGUCUGCAGUUUGACGAGAGUAAGGUUGUGGCGGUGUGCAGGGGGGAGGGCGUGCAGCACUGUGUCGCUGUGUUGGAGUUUGCGGGGUGGGUGCCAGCUGGGGCGACGGGCGCGGGAGGGGAUGUGGUGAGGGCGGGUGGGGCGGAGACCACUUCCAAGGAUCGACCAUCCCCGCAGCUGGAGGGAGAUGCGACGGCCCCGGAAGAGGCGGCAGCGGAAGCGUUACCGAUACUCCGCGAACAGACGGAAAUCAGCGUGCGAGCGGCGUCCAUCCCACAUAUCGAGGCCGCGGACGCUAUCCCGCGCCGAAUCCGCGACGUAGGACGGGAUGAAGAAGAAGCUGUGGAAGCUUCCAAAGGCGAGCCACAAGCGUCAGGGUUGUCGGCGAGCAGCAGCGAAGAAUGUUUUGAGGAUGCGCGGGAGGAUCUGUUGAGCGAGACGGAGGAGGUGUAG